Acipenser ruthenus (sterlet) is the source of this 5049-nucleotide messenger RNA. Its product is annotated as cyclic nucleotide-gated channel cone photoreceptor subunit alpha-like. Lineage: Eukaryota; Metazoa; Chordata; Actinopteri; Acipenseriformes; Acipenseridae. Bases 617 to 2929 code for a protein of 770 amino acids. Gene Ontology annotation, molecular function: cGMP binding; protein-containing complex binding; intracellularly cGMP-activated cation channel activity. The transcript is spliced from 9 exons. The record is from RefSeq and is a predicted model, not a curated record. Gene Ontology annotation, cellular component: intracellular cyclic nucleotide activated cation channel complex; plasma membrane. Gene Ontology annotation, biological process: monoatomic cation transmembrane transport.
UUAUUCGCGGCCGCCAGAAAGAGUAUGCAGUUUAUAUACAAUAUAAUACCUCGCGCUGUUCUUCAAACGCAGAAUCCGUAAUGUAGUGAAGAGUAAAAUACAACCUGCAGCACACGCUCGACAUUGUGGUGACAAUAGUUAGUUUGUGGCGUACAAGCGUGGUGACACUGAUGAAUAUUAAGAAGAUGAGGUGCGUGACGUUUGCGAAUUUAGAGUUUGAGUGAGUGAGCGAGACAGUGAGAGGGGAAUAGAGCGAGCGCUGAUUACCAGUGACAUCAGGAUUCAGCUCCGAGCUGUCCUUCACCCGAGCUGCUAAGAGAAGUGAAACAGCCUUUAACUGCAAAGUCUUUACACCUGAAGGAUUCUUAUGAUGCCUGUGGACUUGUUGCGUACUGAACUAACGGAACUACGGGCAUGAGGGUUACCCUUUCCACAGGAUUUAUGUGUAUAUAUAUUAUAUAUUUUUGUUGCAACAAUGGGGUUAUUUAACAUGAAACUGAAAAGGAUUACUGGAAGUAUAAUGUUCUGUGGAACUGCUUGAGGACUACGGUUUGCACAAUACAGCAAGCUGUCAAUAAGAGUCUGGAUGCCUUGGAUCGGGACGCUGUGAGUCAGCAUGGAGACAAUCAGCACCCAGCAACCCUACUCUGGCCCACACAGGCUGUCAAUCAGCACCCAGCAACCCUACCCUGGCCCACACAGGCUGUCAAUCAGCACCCAGCAACCCUACCCUGGCCCACACAGGCUGUCAAUCAGCACCCAGCAACCCUAUCCUGGCCCACACAGGCUGUCAAUCAGGACCAAUGAGGAUGAGGCUGACCGCAUUGAGAACGGCAACAGCAGGGAUCAAUCGCUGUGCGAAGACACUUCCUCUGAGCUGCAGAGAGCCGUCUCCAUGGAGACCAGAGAGCUGGCGGAGUCCCGCAGGAGUUCCUUCACAGGCAGGGGAGCCAUGGCCAGGGUUUCUCGAUUUCUCCUUUCAUUAAGAAACUGGGCAAGGCGACGACUGCACCACGAAGACCAGAGACCAGACUCCUUUCUGGAGCGCUUCCGAGGCCCGGAGCUCAAGGAGGCUUCCAGCAGAGAGAGUAACACCCAGUCAGCCCUGGGGACCCCGGGCCAGCACGGCAGAGUGAAGAGCCACUGGCCCUCAGCAAACUUCAAUGUGAACAACUGCAACAAUACAGACGACAAAAAGGAAGACAAAAAGGAGAAGAAAGAGGAUGAGAAAAAAGAGGAAAAGGAGGAGAAAAAAGAUGACAAGAAGGAUGCCAAAAAGGACGAUAAAAAGAAAGAGAAGAAAAAAGAAGUGUUUGUCAUCGACCCAGCGAGCAAUCUAUACUACAGGUGGCUGUCCAUUAUUGCAGCUCCAGUCAUGUACAACUGGUGUCUGCUGGUGUGCAGGGCAUGUUUUGAUGAACUUCAAAUGGAUUACCUGGUUUUGUGGGGUGUUUUAGAUUACUCCUCAGAUUGUGUCUACCUCAUUGACACUUUUGUGAGAUUUAGGACAGGUUUCCUCAAACAAGGAUUGCUUGUCAAGGAUUCAAAGGAGUUACGGGAGAAUUACAUGAAGACUUUGCAGUUCAAAUUUGAUACACUCUCACUUGUGCCGACAGACUUAAUCAGCAUUAAAAUUGGGUCCAACUGGCCUGAACUGAGGUUUAACAGGCUCUUCAGAUUUGCACGCAUGUUUGAGUUUUUUGACCGCACCGAAACCAGAACCAAUUACCCCAACAUCUUUCGAAUCGGCAACCUUGUCCUGUACAUCCUGAUUAUUAUCCACUGGAACGCAUGCAUAUACUUUGCCAUUUCCAAAGCCAUAGGGUUUGGGACGGAUACCUGGGUGUACCCCAACAUAAGCCACCCUGAAUACGGUCGACUGGCCAGGAAGUACAUCUACAGCCUGUACUGGUCCACACUGACACUGACCACAAUCGGGGAGACCCCUCCCCCAGUGAAGGACGUGGAGUACCUCUUUGUCGUGUUCGACUUCCUGAUUGGAGUGCUGAUCUUCGCUACCAUCGUUGGUAAUGUGGGUGCCAUGAUUUCCAACAUGAACGCCUCCAGAGCGGAAUUCCAGGCCAAGAUAGAUUCCAUUAAGCAAUACAUGCAUUUCCGCAAAGUCACCAAAGACCUGGAGGCCCGAAUCAUCAAGUGGUUCGACUAUCUCUGGACCAACAAGAAAACAGUGGAUGAAAAGGAGGUCCUGAAGAACUUGCCUGACAAGCUGAAAGCCGAGAUCGCCAUCAACGUCCACCUGGACACGCUGAAGAAAGUGCGCAUCUUCCAGGACUGCGAAGCCGGGCUGCUGAUAGAGCUGGUGCUGAAGCUGAGGCCACAGGUGUUUAGCCCCGGAGACUAUAUCUGUCGCAAAGGGGACAUUGGCAGAGAAAUGUACAUCAUCAAAGAGGGGAAGCUGGCCGUCGUAGCAGACGACGGCAUCACCCAGUUUGUUGUUUUGAGUGACGGGAGUUACUUUGGAGAAAUCAGCAUCUUGAACAUCAAGGGGAGUAAGUCAGGGAACAGAAGGACUGCAAACAUUAGAAGCAUAGGCUACUCCGAUCUCUUCUGUUUAUCCAAGGAUGACCUCAUGGAAGCCCUGACUGAGUAUCCGGAGGCCAAGAAGGCACUGGAGGAGAAAGGGAAAGCCAUUUUAAUGAAGGAUGGCUUGAUAGACGAGGAGAUGGCCAAACAAGGAGACGACGCGCAAAACAUGCAAGAAAAAGUGGACCACCUGGAAACCACUCUGGACCUCAUGCAAACGAAAUUCGCCAGACUGAUGGCAGAGUUUACCUCGAGCCAGCAAAAGCUCAAACAGAGACUCGCAACAGUGGAGUCGAAAGUGAAGAAGUACGGGAGCGCAAGCUUCUCGGAGGAUCUGGAAACAGACAACGAAGCUGCGAAAGAAGAGGACAAAAAGGACAAAUAACAUGCACUGGUCACUGCACUGGUCAGUGCACUGGUCGGUGCAUUUCUGAUUAUCUUGGACUAGACCAGCUAAUUGUUUUUUUUUAUAAGAUACCAAACAGGAAAAAAAUGUAGUUUGAUACUUAACUUCUGUUUUCAUUUAACAUAUAAUGUAAAGUAAUGCUUUUUUCCCCUGAAAAUAGUUUUCCAUUAGAGCAAAAGUCUCUUUUUACUUGCCGAUCUCAAGCUGUUCACAUACAGUGUAGUGCAGUUCUGCAGGAGGAAACUCUUCAUUGCAGAAGUCUUUUCAAUCACAUGAACAGCUCCUCCUGGGAAACACAGAAUGCAUAUGGGAGUGUGACAGAAUCCCAUUUGAAAGGGAGGAACUGUAUUUAUUACUGAAUAAUAUAUGCACUCUUAUUUAAGGAGAUAACGGUAUUUGAGAGAGAGUGAAGGAGGAACAGACUUGAGUCUGUAGGGCCCACAGGUGUGCAUACAGUAAUCAAGAAUAGUCUAGUUGUAUGGAAAGACUGUUUCUCUUCGACAGGCAUUAGCAAGCAAGCUUUAUCUUCAAGAUUAAAAAAACAUCAGUGCUGAGCAUGCAUUUCUUAAAUGACCAUAUUCAUGUACUGUAAGUAAAGCGUAUGGAAAUACUGGGAUAAAUGCAUUCGUUUACAAUUCUAGUUGAUCAUGUUACCACCAUUACAAUAAGCAAAGGAUGUUUUGUGAGUAUCAGUACUGUAUGUAGUGCAUUAUACUGGAUCAUUUGCAGUUGCAAAGACAAACACAAUUAGCUGGGAAAAUAAGCCUUGGUAAAAAUCCUUGGUAAAAAUUCACAGCACUUUUGGUAAUCCUUGCGGCACAGUGUAUACCUAUUACAUUGAAUAGAGUCAACAGAAAUGUACAGCACACUGUGACAGGGUAAUGGUCCGAGCUUCCCCUACCCACAAUCACAUUUAUCAGCUCAGGAACACAGAGGUUUUUGGAACGCAGGAAACAGCCACUUGAUAGUGUUCAUAGGCAUACAUAUUUAUUUUGGCACUGGAAGAAGACUUCACACAAAUUACAACUGAUGCUCACAGACUAACAUUGAACACAAAAUGACUGACGUUCACAAAGACAAGAUCACGAAUGACCCAAAAAGCACAGGAAAGACACUGCAUUAAAUGAGCCCCAGCCCCACCUGCUUCUAACAGAAUGAGUUAUCAAUUAAUCAAUCAAUCUCUCAUAGUGGACCACCAUCACAAAGCGCUUGAAUUAUUCAAUAAACAGCUACACCCGGAAUUAUUUUAUACACAAAGAAACACUUUAACAUUCAUUCCAUUCCUACUUUUUACAAUAAACAUGUUUCUUCUGCUUCACACGUUUGUGUUUAACCUGCAUGAAUACCGUUUCUGUUAAGAAACAGACAAUUGCUAACUAUUCCAUUAUUCAAGGUUUACUCCUGAUCAUUACCCUUAUUCUUCUCUAGUCCCUAACUUACCAGUAUAAAGACUGAACAUUAGCAUUACCCCUUCUCUUGGAAGAUUACCGAACAUAUGCCUAUAACAAACAUUUGUCCCACAUGUAAAGCUACGGCAACUUCAUUAAAGUAAGCUCCCUAAUCUAAAUACGGCAAUAAACCGUCAUAUCAAAUACACUUUGCUCAGCAGCAUGCAUGCUACUAUCAUGCAGGCUCUAUCACCAGUUGAAUAACAAUAAUAAACAAACAAACACAAUAACAGGCAUUUCAAUAUUACUGUGAGGGUCUCACCUUGACAGACACACACACAUAUUGGUUUACUUCAUCAUCAGAGCUCAUCAAAACAGAUUCAGUGCAUACACAUGUAUCACACUUCCUGUUCCCUUAACUGGUAAGUAUAGUGACGAUAGAGGAAUUACAGGGAUUUCAUUUAGACCCAAAGAUCUGCAUUCACCCAAAACAGACUACUUACAGGAACUGACCACAUUAGACUCCAUGGUACUUGAAUUGACCACAUUCAACUCCAUGGUACUUGUGGGUCAUUCCAAAAUGAAAGGCCCAUCUUACAAUGCUUAAAUAUUAGUUUUUGGUUUGUAAUGUAAUUAAUUUUUUAUUAUGUAUGUUUGUAAUGUAAUUUAAAUUAUGCAAGAAAACCUUCAUAUCUAAAUAAAAAUGGUUUA